This is a messenger RNA of Suillus clintonianus, 3185 nucleotides long. RefSeq lists its product as uncharacterized. NCBI's taxonomy places the organism in Eukaryota, Fungi, Basidiomycota, Agaricomycetes, Boletales, Suillaceae. The coding region runs from base 168 to 2843 and encodes 891 amino acids. The record is from RefSeq and is a predicted model, not a curated record. The transcript is spliced from 10 exons.
CAGAGAUAUAUAGGGUGCAGGUUUUCGGCAUGUUUUGAUAACCUCAUGUGAUUACCUGGUUCUGAGUAAUUCCAGAUAUUGAUCUUCAUCACCUGCCCAAGAUUGGGUGGUUGAAUGUGGAUCAUCAAUUCUAUGUCGAAAUAUCCACUGAUGAGGUCAAUGCCGGGAUGACCAGUUGUACGGGUCCGGAGAAACCCAGCUCUAUGCCAUGGAGCAGUAAACAUGUCUUCAAUGUUCGCGACUCUACCACUAUCACAUUGAAAGUUUUUGUUCAUCGCCAACUUCAUAAUGACCAAUACAUUGGUAUGGUCCAAGGGUGUGUCGAGGAAUUUUUGACGUACCCUGGCACUAUUCUUGAACAACUGCAGUGUAUGAACCCCCAAGGCAAGAAAGAACUUCUCAAGGCAAGCUUGGAGUUCAAGAUUGCCCCCAUUGUGCGCACUGGGAGACCUGCUCGUGAAUCCCAGCGUACCGAAACUGGUCACAGAGAAGGUAUCUGGAAGAGGCCCACAACGAGUCAUGGCCAUGGGGAUGCUAUCAGAAAUCCAUUCCCCCCGGCAGUGCAAAUCUUCGACGUAGACCUGCACCAUCUUCCACGAAUUCAUUUGUUUUCGAUUUACGACAGCUUCUAUGUCCAUGCUUCCGUAGAUGGCCAUGACCACAUGUCCACCACUGCUGAGAAACCGCAUUCCUUGCCAUGGACGACUGAGCUUAAACUUAAUGUACAGGCGUCAUCUAUAGUUUCCCUCAAAGUCUUCGCAAAACGUCGCCUCCAUGGAGACCAGUACAUCGGUAUGGUAGAAGAAGGUGUCGAGACCCUUCUCGCUCAUUCCAGAACUAAAAUCUACCAGCUCGUGUCUUUUGACCCUCAUGGUAACAAACGUCUUCUUUGUGCUAGCUUGGAAUUCAAGAUCGCGCCUCUUCAUAAUGCAAUCGAGCAUAGCACCACUCAGGGUGCUGAGGGUCAGCUCGCCCGGACAAUCAGUCCCUUUGAAGACACAUCACCCAUGCUGAAUACUGGGGCAUACAGUUCAAAUGAACUAUUGAAGCAGUCUACAGAGCAGGUCGUCGGCGUCGUCGUCUCAGAAAUCCUUACGCCACUCUUGGAUAAGAUCAACAUUUUCGUUCAGAUUGCUAGCAAGUUCGCUGAGGCCCAUCCUUACACGAAAAUGGCGUUCAUGGUUCUCACUGCAGUAUACCAGGUAGUGGAUGCGCAAUUUGCCCGAGACCGAAGUAUUCAUCGGCUCAUUACCGUUAUGCACGAGACCUACAGCCUUGUCUCUGGCGUAGAGGAACUGAAAAGGGUAGAAUCACAGGAAAAGACUAUCAACUCUCUCGCUCGCCAGACGAUUGAGUGCUCGUACUUUAUCCGAGACUACCUGCAGAACAGCAGCGGAUGGAAACAAAGCUUUUCGAACGCAUUGUCCAACAUCGAUGAUAAGAUUCGAACAUACGAAGCGACAUUCAAAGAACUCAAAAAUGCUAUACAACAACAGGCCGCGAUUCACACGGAACUCUACGUCUUUCGUGUCCAUGAUCUGUUGGUUGACCAUGCCACGAAAACAGACCUUGAUGGCAUGCACUAUGCUUUUGGCGCUUCGAUCGAUUCACAGAAGAUUGGGAACGCGCCCCCACGAACCGAUAUCGUGGAGUCGAUAACUUCAUGGGUUAAUCAAGACAAUGGACAGCAGAUUUACCUGUUGCUAGGCCCUAAGGGGUCCGGGAAAUCCACUAUCGCACAUACCAUUGCACACCAAUUCGACGCCAUUUUGCGUCUCGGUUCGUCAUACUGCUUUUCGCGUGCCGACCGGGACAAGCGAAAUGCCACGAAUUUGUUCAGCACGAUUGCACGGGACCUUGCUGAUCACGACCCUCAAUAUAUGAAGGCUCUUUGGGGUGCCGUGAAAGACAAGCGUGCAUCACGUCAAACAAUCAACCCACUAAUUCAAUUCGAUCGCUUCAUCCUUACUCCUGCGAGGCAAAUGACAUGCAUCGGCCCUGUGCUGGUGGUCAUCGAUGGGUUGGAAUACAGUGGUAGCGAGUUAGCUCGUAAAGACCUCCUGACUGCGCUCGCAGAGAAAGCAGCGGACCUCCCCCGUAAUUUCAAGUUCCUACUCACUUGCCGACCAGAAGACGACAUUUGCACCGCUUUCGAAGGAAAAUCGCACGUUAUAAUGGAGCAUUUGAAACAUCACACCGACUCACUCUUUCAAGAGUCAGGUCCGCCACCGACUUCAGGAGAAAACAAGACAAGCAGACCUAAGUUUCGCCCUCCUACACCUCCUCUGUCUAUCCCUGAGUAUACGGGAUACAAUCUGUCACCUGGGACUGGCUCGUCCAUUGUCAUGAGUAACUCCACUCCAAUAUCGGAUAACUCGGGUUCAGGUUCAGCAGUCUCCACUGUGUUUGAUACCUGGGGAGACCGCUGUGAUUCUACAGAAUCCCCUCCUUCGAGUGCCAGCUCCAUUGACGAGGAGCCACAACCUUCGAAGAAGAAGCUCGUUGUACAAUUCACACGCAGGAGUCAAGAGUUUAUUACUGAAGAGCACAUCUCCGAAACUGGUGGCCGUACCAUCAGAAAAACCAGUUUGGAGACGCUCGAGAGCUGGAUCGUCGAGCAGCAUGAUCGUCCCCAAAGCGGUCUGUUACUCAAAGAACUAGGAAUUGUCGCAGCAGAACCGGCGAAUGAUUUACCGCCAAUGAGUGGAUUAUCGGGUCGUUUGGGGAAACGACCACUGCAUCCUCGCCAGAAACAGGUCCGGGCAAAGACUCUUAUCCGUCACUCCACGAAUGUGGAUGGUGCGGAAAUAUUGGGUCGGGACGACGACCUCGAAUGUCGAUGAUACCGGCGUGUUAUCAUCCACAGUACUAGUCGUAUACGUACAGCUGGUAUUGGGUUUUCGUACUUUUCGGGGGCGAACUUAGCCUAGCUGAAAGUACAAUUUCUACGGCCCAAGCUGCUUUUUGACAAGAAAUGGAAAGUUGUGUAUCCACUUUGUACACUAAUUAUGUUGUAAUUCUGCCUCACCUUGACUGUACCAGUGGUCGUUCAAUCAUUGCAUGGAGGGCUCGCACAGCAUCAUCUGCGGUGAGAGUUCGCCGAGGUUAGUAGAGUGUGAUGAUAUUUCUGUUCCUACUGCGCACGUUCCAGUCUCCCGCAGUCAGACUUGACAGAAGAAAGACUG